Scomber scombrus (Atlantic mackerel) is the source of this 837-nucleotide messenger RNA. Its product is annotated as NAD(P)H dehydrogenase [quinone] 1-like. The transcript is spliced from 6 exons. NCBI's taxonomy places the organism in Eukaryota, Metazoa, Chordata, Actinopteri, Scombriformes, Scombridae. Gene Ontology annotation, molecular function: NAD(P)H dehydrogenase (quinone) activity. Gene Ontology annotation, cellular component: cytosol. The record is from RefSeq and is a predicted model, not a curated record. Bases 1 to 837 code for a protein of 278 amino acids.
AUGAGUGUAUUUGUGCUGUAUGCCUCCAAGAAAGUGUUGAUCGUGUAUGCCCAUCAAAGUGCCGGCUCAUUCAGUGCAGCAGCCAAAGAUGCUGCAGUGGAGGUUUUAACUGCUCAGGGCUGCACAGUGGAAGUUUCUGACCUUUACGCUAUGAAGUUUAAAGCCACUGCCACUGCGGAGGACAUCAUUGGAGAAAUUAAAAAUGCUGAACACUUCCGUUAUGCGGAAGAGACAAAAUUGGCAUGGGAGGCAGGGAAACUAUCUGCUGACAUCACUGAAGAGCAACAUAAACUCAAUGAAGCAGAGUUGAUCAUCUUUCAGUUCCCCAUGUACUGGUUCACUGUUCCUGCAAUUGUGAAGGGCUGGUUUGACCGUGUGCUCACACUGGGCUUUGCAUACUCACACAAGAAGCGAUACACAGAGGGCAUUUUCAAGGACAAGAAAGCCAUGCUGUCCUUCACCACUGGAUCUCAUGAGUCAAUGUUCAGUGCCAAUGGCAUUAAUGGAGACAUGAAUGUGACACUAUGGCCACUCCAGAACGGCAUCCUGCACUAUUGUGGCUUCCAGGUUCUUGCCCCUCAGAUCUUCUGGGCUCCGUCUCACAUUCCCUCUGAGGCCCGCAGCACUAUGCUGGAGGCCUGGCGUACACGACUACAAGGCCUCCUGGAAGAAAAAACACUUUCUUUCACUCCCAUGGACUGCUUUGAUGGGGAGAAGGGUUUCCAGCUGAAGCCUGAGGUCCAUGAGAAACAUGCCAGCAAAGAGUUUGGGCUGACAGUGGGGAUCCACCUGGGCAAAGCACUACCACCAAACAACCAGAUGAAGGCUGGCGUCUGA